UGAUUCGCACGAUUACGAAAUAAAACGCACUCACAAGCGUUUGAAGCGCCUGGGGACGCAGAUGAAAAAUAAGCAUGAUUUUGACCAAUUUUAGGCUAGUUUUGCGUAAUUUUCACCAGGCGAAAGAGUUAUAUAGUGGUCUACAGAGCUUGGUACCAGCUGCAAGUGUGACCGGUCAACACACUUGUAAAACAACAACAGCAGUGUUCAGUCAUACCUCACCAAAAUACCUGCAUACAACGUGUGAUGGACUAGUCCGUGUACAGUCGCUAUGUGUUCAACAGAAAAGACAUAUAAGAAAAGUGUACCCAGAUCCAUUUGAACAAGAUCCUGAAUAUUAUUUGCUGCCAGAGGAAAAGACACACCUAGAUUUAAACCAUGUACCAGAUCUUGGACAUCAGGGACCAGAGUUGACAACUAAAGUUGAAGAAGCAGCAAAGGGAGAGAACCUGGGAAGAUUGUUUGCAGUUGUACAUUUAGGAGGCCAGCAGAGGAAAGUAACUACUGAAGAUGUUGUCAUUGUUAAUGGUUUCUUCCCACCACAGAUUGGAGAUAAAAUCAGACUGGAAAAGGUGAUGUUAGUUGGUGGCAAAGAUUUCACAUUGUUUGGAAGACCUAUUUUAAAUCGUGACAUUGUACGAGUUGAAGCAACAGUAAUUGAGAAGACGCUGUCACAUAUAAGACUCCAUUAUACCAAAAUGAAACGAAAGCGCACACUAAAAUUGUAUCAGCAGCCACAGUCUGUGAUUGUUAUCAACAGUAUAGAAGUAGAUCCGUCACCACUAAAAUGAUAUUUUAACAUUUAAGAAACUUAAUGGACUGAAACAUCGAACUAUGUACGAGGGUUUUGGUGCCGUGCUAAGGUUUCGUUGAAAAAUAUUACAUGCAUUAUAUAGAGUAAUUUUGUUAACGACAGGGUUUGUCUGAUGCAGCUGUGGGAAAAUUAUGACCUCUUUAAAAUUAGAUGAAGGCUGUGUAUCAUGCUGUAUAACUGUUGAAAUAGUAUUAUUUGAAUUACGUUACAGAUUUGUUACACCAUUUAAAAGUGACCAGAAAUUGAAAUGAAAAAUGACGUUAUACUGCAAACAUGAUAUUUUAGAGACAUUAUAGUUGGAAUGGCAUGUUUUCAAACCGUCAUGAAGCAAAGUAUUUUGUCAGAUGUUUAGUUUAAAGUUAUUAAUUUCAUAUUUGUUAAAUGAAUGUACUGUGAAAAAAUCUGUAUUUAUGCUCGACUAUUUUUCGGUUAUUUCAUCAAUCCACCGAAUUAAAUCCUAACAAACAA
Mercenaria mercenaria is the source of this 1282-nucleotide messenger RNA. Its product is annotated as 39S ribosomal protein L21, mitochondrial-like. Gene Ontology annotation, molecular function: structural constituent of ribosome. The record is from RefSeq and is a predicted model, not a curated record. Bases 75 to 791 code for a protein of 238 amino acids. Gene Ontology annotation, cellular component: ribosome; mitochondrial large ribosomal subunit. The transcript has 7 exons. Lineage: Eukaryota; Metazoa; Mollusca; Bivalvia; Venerida; Veneridae.